Mucor mucedo is the source of this 1348-nucleotide messenger RNA. RefSeq lists its product as uncharacterized. The record is from RefSeq and is a predicted model, not a curated record. The transcript has 6 exons. Bases 42 to 1118 code for a protein of 358 amino acids. Lineage: Eukaryota; Fungi; Mucoromycota; Mucoromycetes; Mucorales; Mucoraceae.
UUAUAUUUAUUUAAUUUCUUUCCCCCCCUCUCAUUUUAUAAAUGGAUAAUCGAGACAGUUUUUAUAUGCGUGAACAUCCACUGGGUUCUGGUUAUGCAAUGGACCUUGGAUUUAUAGCUGAUACCACCCCUGUCAAGUACGUUUUAGAACGCAUCGCAGCCGAAAGAAAAUGGACACCAGAAGCUAUCGACAGUGAUUGCGAGAUUCUUGAAAGAAACCGUAUCGUUCAUGUGCAAGACUUGAGAGCUUUAUCAAGAGAAAGUUGGGCUCAAAUCGAAUUACUUCCGCUCGUCAAAGAUCUUUUGCGUGGUGCUAUUGAUCCCGAGUGGAACACAGCACCCAAACCUGUAGCCAGUAACAGCAGCAGUGGUAGCAGCAGUACCGAAGAAGGCGAGAAAAAGAAGGACAAAAAGGAAAAGAAAAAGGAUAAGAAAGAGGAUGAAGGCAAGAAGAAGAAGGAGGAUGAAAAGAAAAAGGACAAGAAGGAGGAUGACAAGAAAAAGAAGGACGAUGAUAAGAAAAAGAAGGAAGAUGAGAGCAAGAAGAAGGACAAAAAGAAGGACAAGAAGAAGGACAAGGGAUUCAAAAGCCCUUCACCACUGGGAACACCUGUUGUACCAACUGUUCUUCAUCGACCUCAGAUUGAUACGAGUCCAGCCCUGAGUAAUGAAUCCAUGAUGAGUCAAGAUCGAAUCACGAUGCAGAAUACGAUACGUAACGGAAAUAUCGAGGUCACGCCUGCUUUGCCCACCAUCAAUACAACUGCAGCCUUAAACUCUUCAUCAUCGAGCAAUAGUAGUAGUGAAGAAGAUUAUGAAUUAAUGUCGCCUUCUCGUCGAAAGAGUGUUACUUUUGCAAACGAAACAGCCAUCGGUAUUGCUGCCAGUGAAAAAUCUACAGAAGAUAAAAAAAAGAAGAAGGAUAAAAAGAAUAAGAAAGAGAAUAUGGCAAGUAUAAACAAGAGUGCCACCAAUUUUACAAGUCAUCCUUAUACCACUCAUCCUGUAGUAAAAUUCAGAAAAAUGAAAAUGAAGCAUUGUAAAAGAUUACCGGAAGUUCCAAAAGAUGAUCUUUUCUUGCAACGAAUUCAUGAUCGUUUGAAACUUUCUACAGAUUAAUUUUUAAUUUUUUUUUUUGCAAUCAUAUCUACCCAUAUAUACUCUCUUUUUUUCAUAUUUAUAAUAUACUUUUUUUUUCCCCCGUGUGUUUACAAAGAAAAAUCAUAGGGUAAAAACUUGGAGCAGGUUUCCUUUAACACAAUAAAAAGAUUGAAUUUGAAGAAAUGAUUUGACCAAACAAAGGUUUUUUUAUCCAAGCAAUCAUCAUGCAAUGAGUGCUGGAUAAAAUU